CUGCCCUGAAGGUGCUGUGAAUAUAACAGGAGAAUAUUACAUGGAACUACCAAACAAAGAAUAUCACCUUCAUAUCUUUAAUCCUACCUCCUUACAUAAAUACUAGACUUUUUAAUACAAUUAGGCAAAACUAAGAGCGAGCGAAAGAGCAUGGAACUUGAUAAGCUUAAGUUCUCGAUUGUCUUGACUAUUUUUUGUGCCAUGACAGUUUUAUGUGCAGUGGCUUACGAUCCAUUGGAUCCCAAUGGGAGCAUAAAUAUAAAAUGGGAUAUCCUGUCUUGGACUCCUGAUGGCUAUGUUGCAGUUGUGUCGAUGAAUAACUUUCAAAUGUAUCGGCAAAUAAUGAGCCCAGGGUGGACAUUAGGCUGGACAUGGGCUAAGAAAGAAGUGAUUUGGUCAAUGGUGGGAGCCCAAGCCACUGAUCAAGGAGAUUGUUCCAAUUUCAAAGGCAACAUUCCACACUGCUGUAAGAGAAAUCCUACAGUUAUUGACUUGCUCCAUGGAGUCCCUAAAACCCAACAGUAUUCUGAUUGCUGCAAGGGUGGUGUUUUGGCAUCUUGGGGACAAGAUCCUACAGCCGCAGUUUCAUCAUUUCAGCUCAGUGUUGGUCUCUCUGGUACAUCCAAUACAACAGUUGCACUGCCCCAGAAUUUCUUUUUGCUUGGUCCAGGACCAGGCUAUACGUGCAGUGCAGCAACAAUUGUUUCACCUUCAGUUUUCUUCUCAAGUGAUGGGCAGAGAAAAACACAAGCAAUGAUGACCUGGACUGUGACAUGCUCUUACUCGCAAAUGCUUGUGUCUAAGAAUCCCUCCUGUUGUGUUUCUUUGUCAUCCUUUUACAACUCUAAGAUCACUCCCUGUCCGUCCUGUUCUUGUGGGUGCCAGAAUAAUGAAAAUACUAGCUGUGUCAUGAGCAAUUCCAGAAUUUCAAGUGUUGUAGAAGCAAGUACAUCAAUGCUUCAGUGUACUUCACACAUGUGCCCAAUCCGGGUGCAUUGGCAUGUUAAGGCCAACUACAAGGAGUAUUGGCGUGUGAAGAUUACAGUCACCAAUUUCAAUUAUCGGAAGAAUUUCACACAGUGGACUCUUGUUGCUCAGCAUCCAAACCUCAACAAUGUAACCAGAGUUUAUAGCUUUCUCUACAAGUCAUUUAUGCUCUUCAAUACCAUAAACGAUACUGCCAUGUUUUAUGGGAACAAAAAUAAGAAUGACAUGCUCCUGGAAGCCGGGCAAAAUGGGAAUGUUCAAUCAGAGAUUCUGUUUGGAAAGGACAUGAGCAGAUACACAUUGGAGCAUGGCUGGGGUUUCCCUUCGAGAAUUUACUUCAACGGUGAUGAAUGUAUGAUGCCUCCUCCUGAUUCAUAUCCAUUUCUACCCAACUCUGCUCCUUUCAGUCCAACAGCCUCCUCAACACCAGCAAUAUUUCUAAUUCUCAUCUUGCUAGCCCUUCGGUGUUCGUUGUUCUAGUAGAUAUUGAACCUAGCUGGAUAGGAUUAAUUGGGAAGUUCUUAUGAAGACAAGGAGCCAUCUUAUCAAUGUACCAACCUUUUGUCCUUUUUUUUUUUAAUUAAAAUGUUGAAAAUAAACCACUUGGUUUACAGAAAGAUGAAGCACCGCUGGAAAUCAUAUACAUAAGGAUCGACGUGUAGAAUUCGCUGUAGUUUAUUAAAAUACGACUCGGGAGAUUAACAUAUAUGUGAUUUACUUAUGAACAGGUGCUCUCUCAGAUUAUGUAUUCUAAUGCAUGGAUGGAGAAUACUGUCGGUAGAUGGGUCCGUGGCUCGUUUAUAUUUGUAUAAAUUUUAAUUCGCCUCCCGUGAGGUUAUUAAUUUAUAUUGUCUAUUUCAAUUUUACCUUAA
This is a messenger RNA of Populus trichocarpa (black cottonwood), 1859 nucleotides long. Its product is annotated as COBRA-like protein 4. The transcript has 6 exons. Bases 151 to 1467 code for a protein of 438 amino acids. Lineage: Eukaryota; Viridiplantae; Streptophyta; Magnoliopsida; Malpighiales; Salicaceae. The record is from RefSeq and is a predicted model, not a curated record. Gene Ontology annotation, cellular component: plasma membrane. Gene Ontology annotation, biological process: cellulose microfibril organization; plant-type cell wall cellulose biosynthetic process.